This is a messenger RNA of Phaeodactylum tricornutum CCAP 1055/1, 1676 nucleotides long. RefSeq lists its product with no specific name. Bases 449 to 1645 code for a protein of 398 amino acids. The transcript has a single exon. The record is from RefSeq and is a predicted model, not a curated record. Lineage: Eukaryota; Bacillariophyta; Bacillariophyceae; Surirellales; Neidiaceae.
GAUUUGCCGGCAUUUACAGUUAUCCAUGUGCUUCAAUUCUUAUGUUGUCUACGAAUCAAUUUACCUUCCCGUAUGACAACGACACAUGGCUUCUCAACGACAUCUCCGCACUAAUUGCUGGUUCGCAGUAAGCGCGGUGAAAAACGUCUGAGCGAGCUAUCUCACGUGUUGAUUCUAGAGUAGAGAGCAGAAAAUGCCAUAGAGCUUGACUAGGUAAUGGCGCCCGCAUGGUUUCGCUCCCACGGUUCUUCAUGUACGAAUACUGAAAAGGAGCGAAACUGCUCUGAAGCUAGAGAGCGCCUGACCCGUCAUACGUUUCGAACGGUAGUAUAUCGUCGGACUGGACCCUCUCCUCUGACACCGACGCCUAACGCGUAGUACACCAGGGCAUUGUCUCUCGUCUCGUGCCUCCUGGAGUUGGUAUACUACAGCAUAGUACACCAGCAUCAUGUCCAACACAGCACGUACACAGCGGAAAGGUACUUUCGGUAACGGCUCCAAACGAAGGGCAUCAUGGACCGUAACACCGCUUGUCGUGGGAAUCGUCGUCAUGAUAGGUUUCGGCCUCUUCAACUACGACGCAGCAUUCGAUGCGAGCCGUGGAGUUGAAAACACACUGCUGCAUCUGGCCAGGGUAGACACGGCUAGCGCAAUCGCCUCCUUCACGUCCACCUCGUCCUCUCCUUACCCUGGCUGGGAUCCAGCCAAUCCCCUCGGGAUUCCACAGGGCCAGGCACCCAACCUACCGUCAAUACGUGACUCCACGUCCAACGCUAAGCGUGCCAAUUACGGCGGCCAAGGUGACAAGCCCCACCUCGGCGGCUUUACCGAAUUCGACAUCCAAGGCCUCUCUCCUCAUGUAUGGAAGCACAUGAUUCAAGACUAUGGCGUACACUCAGUCCUCGACGUUGGUUGUGGACGCGGAAUAAGCACGUCGUGGUUCCACAUGCACGGCGUGCAGGUUCUGUGUGUUGAGGGAUCCUACGAUGCCGUACAAAAUUCUGUCCUACCCGAUCCAGCGAAUCAGGUCGUCGAACACGAUUUUUCCCGCGGUCCCUGGUGGCCCCGCGACACCUUCGACGCUGUUUGGGCGGUCGAAUUUCUCGAACACGUCAACGUACAAUACCACUUCAACUACAUCGCUGCCAUGCGCAAGGCCGCUCUCUUGUUCGUUUCCAGUUCCCGUUGGGGCGGCUGGCAUCACGUCGAAGUGCAUCAAGACGACUGGUGGAUUCGCAAGUACGAACUCUACGGCUUCCGCUACGACGACACCUUGACCCAACAGGUCCGUGAGUGGGCUACCGAGGAAAGUCGGGACGUCAACGCCACGACGGCGCCCAAUGGAAAACCCUGGAACGCCCAACACGUAUGGUUGUCCAUGAAGGUAUUUGUCAAUCCUGCUGUUGCCGCCCUACCCGCCCACGCCCAUUUGUUUCCCGAAAACGGCUGCUUCCAGGGACGAGGGGAGGGUGGCCGCAUUCAUAAUCGGGAGUGCGGCACCGGCAAGGACGCUGCCCUGGAAACCAAACUCGAUCCGGCAAUGUAUCCGCUCACCCUGGAUCCCAGCAUGGAUACGGCGUGGACGACACAUAUUCAAAGACACCUCGCAAAGUCCCAGAGUAUUCAAUCGUCGCAAGCGCAAUAGUCGCUAACUCAAUAACGAUCGAACCGAUUUG